CUCACUGAGGUUUCAACUCGCGACACAAGCGGCUGUCCGUCACUUUCACCUGCUGAAAAUGAUCCUCAAACACACCUGUCUGCUGGGAUUGCUGCUCUGCGGCUGUCAAGCUAUCCUCCAGGUGUCCAUAUCUCUCAAUAAAGUGGAAAUGAGUGUUGGAGAAUCCAAAUUCUUCACCUGCACAGCCAUCGGUGAGCCGGUGAGCAUAAACUGGUUCAGUCCUCAAGGCGAGCGGAUCAUCUCGAACGAGCGAGUGAUUGUUCAUACGGAGGGUGUUCGGUCAAGGCUAACCAUCUAUAAUGCCAUCAUAGAGGAUGCUGGGAUAUACCGAUGCCAGGCUGCGGAUGCUAAAGGACAGAGUCAAGAAGCGACGGUGGUGCUGGAGAUUUACCAGAAGCUGACGUUCCGCGAGGUGAAGACCCCCCAGGAGUUUCGUCAGGGUGAAGAUGCUGAAGUGGUGUGUGAUGUCAUCAGCUCUCCUGUCCCGGCCGUGUCCUGGUUCUACAAGAACAGAGAAAUCACAUCUGAACCCAACAGCAGAUUUCAGGUUCUUCCCACCAAUAACCUGCAGAUCCUGAAAGUGGGUAAAGCAGAUGAGGGAGCGUAUCGCUGUGAGGCGCGCGUGGAGGCCCGAGGAGAAAUCGACUUCAGGGAUAUUGUGGUGCAGGUGAACGUUCCUCCGGUGCUGUCUGUGCCGCAGCAGUCCUUCAACGCCACUGCAGACUAUCAGGAGUCCGUCACUUUCACCUGCGUCACCUCUGGCUCACCUGACCCGCAGGUCACCUGGUACUGGAAGGGUCAUGUGAUCGAGCACUCGGAGCAGUAUGUGUUGAACACUAUGAAUGGAGGUAAAAGCACGCUGACUGUUAAAAACAUCAAGCAAACAGACGGCGGACCCUACAUGUGUCGAGCCAGCAACAAAGCCGGCAGCUCUGAGAGCCAGCUCUUCCUCAAGGUGUUUGUCCAGCCUCACAUCACUCAGCUGAGGAACGUGACAGCAGUGGAGGGCAGCGCAGCCAUGAUCUCCUGUACAGCUGAAGGAGAGCCGCUGCCUGAGAUCUCCUGGAGGAGAGCCAGUGACGGACACAGCUUCACAGAUGGAGAGAAGAGUAAGGAUGGGCGUGUGGAAGUGCGCGGACGUCAUGGAAAGUCCAUGUUGACCAUCAGCGGGGUUCAGCUCUCAGACUGGGGCCGAUUCGACUGUGAAGCUCUCAGCAGGAUUGGAGGCCACCAGAAGAGCAUGUUCUUGGACAUCGAGUAUGCACCAAAGUUCCAGACGAAUCAAAGCAUCUUCUACUCGUGGGAGGGAAACCCGGUGAACAUCAGCUGUGAGGUGAAAUCCAAUCCUGCGGCGACGAUGCUGUGGAGACGAGAACGCUUCACUAUCUCCAGUCAAGGCACCAGCAACAUCCGCAUCCACAGCACAGAGGGACGCUCACUGCUGGAGGUCACUCCAGUGUCCGACAGGGAUUUUGGACGCUACAACUGCACUGCCAGAAACAACAUCGGCGCUCGAUACCAAGAGUUUAUACUAGCACAGGCAGACGUGCCGUCGAGCCCGUAUUCUGUACGUAUGACGGCGGUCUCUCAGCGUAUGGCCACCGUCUCCUUCAUGAAGCCGGAUUCUCACGGCGGCGUCCCCAUCAGCUUCUACAUCAUCAACUACAGAGAUACCAGCAGCGCUCAAGACUGGAGGAGCGCCAGGACACACGGCGUACAGACUGCAGUAGUUCUGGCCAGUCUGGAGCCCAACACCACCUAUGAGGUUCGAGUGUCUGCGGUCAAUGGAAAGGGUCAGGGGGAAUUCAGCCACACAGAAAGCUUCCAGACGCUGCCCAUCCGUGAGCCGAGUCCACCGACGGUGCACGGCCAGAGAGGCGUGGGGAAGGCCUACAGACUGGGACUGGUGAAGCAGGAUGACGGAGGGAUGCCCAUCGUCGAGUACAUCCUCAAGUAUAAAACCGAUAAAGAGGAGCAGUGGAUGACCAAGUUGGUUCCGGGUAUGAAUGAUUUUGCGCUCCUGCAGCCGCUUCAGUGGAACACCAGAUAUAAUGUGGAGAUCACAGCGCGCAACGUCAAGGGUCUGUCUGAGCCCACGUACUUCCAGUUCCUUAUGCCGCAGAAACCUGACAUCACAGCAGACUCUCUGUUCAGUGGUCUGGGUGUGGGCGCUGUGCUAGGUGUGGGUGUGUGUGUUCUCCUCCUCCUGCUGGUGCUGCUGGACGUCAGCUGCUUCUUCCUGCGCCAGUGCGGCCUCCUCAUGUGCAUCACACGCAAACUCUGCAGCAAGAAGACCAGCACCAGCGGCAAGAGCAAAGAGCAGGAGGAGGGAAAGGCUGCGUAUCUGGUUGAUUGCUCAAAGGAGCCCAUCGUGAAGAUGAGAACAGGAGAAGAGAGAGUUACUAACCCGGAGGACUGCAGUCCAGUGAAUGAACCCAGUGAGACGACACCUCUGACAGAGCCUGAGAAGCUGCCGCUGAAGGAGGAAAACGGCAAAGAAGUGCUGAAGCCGGAUCUGAUCGAGAUUAAAGUCCACACGGACAACAGCAUCCACACAAAACAGGACGACAGCAAAGCGUAAUGGAGAACACACACACACAGCCUAAAACACUAUAUAUACGUAUAUAUAUAUAAAACAGAAGAGGAAUGACAAGAGAAGCAGAAGAAAUCCUGUGUGCUGUAAAUAUGUUGAAAUAUAAACUGAGUUGGAGUUUUUUGUGAUAAAUCUACUGUCCUUUCUAUCUGCGAUGGCGUCUUCAUCUUGGUGUUUGGAUUUCGCCAAUAAGGAUUCAGUUUCCAGGCCUUUUUCUUCUGCGUCCGGGCAUGUGGAGUGUGAUUUUCUCAGUGGGACUUGAUGAUUUCUGGGCUUCUCAUCUAAAUGUGUUCAUGGGGUUUUCAGUGUUUCGAGACUGUGGGACUUUUCCAUUGGGAAGACACUUGGAUUCCUUGAGUUUUUUCCUGGCAUGUAGGUGCUUUGAGAUGGUCUGUCUUAUUUGUGUCGCUUCUGAACAUUGAAGACGGCUCCGGUCUGCAUUUUCCAUCUUGUCGUCAUGAGUUUUAAACACAGGAAUCGCUUCGUCUGAUAAGCCAGCCGAAACGUAUUGAAGUGACUGUAGUUUUGGUUUCCUCAACUGCCAUGAUUAAACGCUCAUUUAUGAUGAUUCGUGUGUGUGUGUGUGUGUGUGUGUGUGUGUUUGUGUGUGUGGCCUGAAACAAACACAGAGAUGGGAAUGUUUGACAGACGCUUUGUUGAACUCAAGCUUGACAUUGUUGGUUUAUUUAAUAUUUAUUUCUGUCACUUUACACUAUAUAUAAUGUAUAAUUUACCAUAAACUGGCUUCAUUAUUAACGUAAAACAAGACAAAAUACUUAAGUGUGACUGGGAACAUUUGAUUCUGUUGGUAAUUGUUUAAAUUAUUGUUUAACGUGUUAAACCAGUAAUAGAGUUGACAUUUUCCACAAACUUGUGCUUUAGCUCCAGAUGCUAACCUCAAACCAGACUCCACAUGACGUGUCUAAAAAUCAAAGAUCAUCAUAUAAUGUGUUUAAAUAGUGAAUUGAUUGAAAUAUCACAGUAACAGAGUCGACACAUAAUAAUUCUAGACGGCAACUAAUUCUCUGCAACUCUCACAUGGUUGCCCACUUGGGCUGGCCCUGUACAUUUGGGGCAGAAUAAUUCUGGGGUCCUACCUUGCUCUAAAUAGUGUUACAAACUGGCCCACAAUGAUUUUUUUGCUCUCGAUCUGCGCCUGGAUAGGAGACCACAUGGGAAAGCUUGCUUGCUGCCGGAAGUGGUGUUAGUGAGACCAGCAUGGAGCGCUCAACCUUCGGUCUGUGUGAGUCCUAACUGUGAGUCCCCCAGGCCAGUGUUUCCCAACCCUGUUCCUGGAGGCACACCAACAGUACACAUUCUGAACCUUUAACUUCAGGUGUUGGAGUCUCUUCUGAUGUUAUGAUGAGUUGAUUCAGGUGUGUUUGAUUAGGGAGAGGUUGAAAAUGUGAACUGUUGGUGUGCCUUCAGGAACAGGGUUGGGAAACACUGCCCCAGGAUAUUGACAGGGACUCUAUACUGCUCAGCGAGCACCAUUUUUCGGAUGAGAUGUUAAACCGUGGUCCUGAUUCUCUGUGGUCAUUAAAAAUCCCAGGAUGAGUAGGGGUUUAACCCCAGCAUCCUGGCCAAAUUUGCCCUCUGGCCUCUGUCCAUCAUGGCCAACUAACCAUCCCCAUAUCAUAAUUGUCUUCAUCACUCUCUCCUCUCCACCAGUCAGCUGGUGUGUAGUGUGCAGUCUGGUGCAAUAAAGAAGAAAAGCUCUUGAUAAUUGUAAGAAAUUUAUGAAUCUAAACAUUAUUGAGACGAGAAUAACGACACGCCUCUUCACUUGCAGCAAGUCACACGCUUUACAGAUUUACAAAUUGUUCUGCCGAUUUAUAACCGAUGGAACAGAGUUGACCCGAGCACAGAGACACACCAAAUGUGUUUUUUAUAACAGAAGUUACCAAUAACACAGAAAAUAGCUGCCUCGUGCACAUGUUUACUGAACUCAGUAGAGUAAACACACACAAAAACAUGAAAAUUAGAAAUUAUUUAAUCAUAAUUGAAGCUGAAUGUAUGAUUUACGAGGCGGAAAAGGUCAAAAAUAGGUACAGUGAUAGUCUUUAAGUUCACAUUUCCAACCCUUAAUGUUCCUAAAUACACAUACAAACAUUAUUUUAUUAGAGUUAUUAUUCAAAAAUUGUAAAGAUUUAAUUUUGACAAAAUCAUCUCUAAUAACUGAUUUAUUUUCUCUUUGUCAUGAUGACAGUACAUAAUAUUAGACUAGAUAUUCUUCAAGACACUAGUAUUCAGCUUAAAGUGACAUUUAAAGGCUUAACUAGGUUAAUUAGGGUAAAGUUAGGGUAAUUAGGCAAGUCAUUGUAUAACAGUGGUUUGUUCCGAUAUGUAGUGCUAAGGAGGAAGACAAGGUGAGGAUCCAAACGCAGAAUUGAACAUUUAUAUAUAAAUAAAACAAAACUAGAACAAACAAGGGAAUGCAUGGCUAUCAUGGGAGUAACGAAAAUACAACUGACAACAAGAGAGGAAACAAACCAAUAUACAGUUGAAGUCAGAAUUAUUAGCCCCCCUGAAGAUUUUUUCAACACAUUUCUAAUCAUAAUAGUUUAAUAACUCAUCUCUAAUAACUGAUUUAUUUUCUCUUUGUCAUGAUGACAGUAAAUAAUAUUAGACUAGAUAUUCUUCAAGACACUUCUAUACAGCUUAAAGUGACAUUAAAGGGACUUAACUAGGUUAAUUAGGUUAACUAGGCAGGUUAGGGUAAUUAGGCAAGUUGUUGUAUAAGGAUGGUUUGUUCUGUAGACUAUUGGAAAAAAUAUAGCUUAAAGGGGCUAAUAAUAUUGACCUUAAAAUGUUUAAAAUAAAAGGUGGUUAAAAUGUUAAAAACUGCUUUUAUUCUAGCCGAAAUUAAACAAAUAAGACUUUCUCCAGAAGAACAAAUAUUAUCAGACAUACUGUGAAAAUUUCCUUGCUCUGUUAAACAUCAUUUGGGAAAUAUUUAAAAAAGACAAAAAAAGCAAGGCUAAUAAUUCUGACUUCAACUGUAUAUUUAUAGUCCUAAUCAUCAACUGGGAUGAACCAAAGCGCUGUGUGUGUGUAAUCACGGACUAACAGGAACCGGUGUGUGUGAGUGGUGCAUUAUAGUAUAUGUAGUCCAUGUGAUGACAGAUUUGUAGUUCAUUACCGAUCCACAGUCGUUGGAUCGCUGAUUAUCAAAACAGUUCUGUAGACAAUCCAAAACAAAUAUUACUUAAGGGAGCUAAUAAUAUUGACAUUAAAAUGGGUUUAAAACAAUUAAAACUGCUUUUAUUCUAGCUGAAAUAAAACAAAUAAGACUUUCUCCAGAAGAAAAUAUAUUAUCAGACAUACUGUGAAAGAUUGCUGAAUUUGUUAAACAUCCUUUGGGAAACAUUUGAAGAAGUUCUUCAAUUGUAAACAUAAUAAAAUUGACUAAAUAUGUUUCUAGCUUUGUGAAAUGUUUCACGCUGAUUAAAAAACUGAUGAAACUGGUGGAUUUUCAUGUUUAAUUCUUUUAGAUUUGCCUAAAAACCCUUAAUAGUCCUUAUAACUGCCUGCUUUACCUUUUAAUCAAUAAGUUAUUGUUUUAAAAACCCUCAAAAUCCACAAAGUGUGUCAUGAGAAACACAAUAUAACCAAAGACUCUGGUCAGAAAAUAAUUUAAAGAUUGAGCAUAUUUAAUUAACUUUUUCUAGCCGCCCAUUUGCCUUGAACUGCAUUUAACACACCAAUAAUCAUUCGUGCUGGUUUACAGAGUUUGGUUAAUAAUGAGUUUAAAAAGCGUGUGACGGUCAAUCAUUGUCAUCUGUGUGUGUUUGUGUGGUGUGUGUGAAUCUGCUCUGUGCAGCGUUUGACGCUUUAGUUCUUAUAUUUGAUCUAUUCUACUUUGGUUUCCAGCUGUUUGUACAUACCUGAGUAUAUUGUAGUCUUACUGUAUAACAUGUGUUUCCAGAUCAUCCAGAUCAGGCUUUCAUUAUGGAGCAGCGGGGCAUUAUCCACUCAUUUUAGAGCUUAUAAAGUGUUUAUAAAGCCUGUAUGAUGUCAAUGACAAUGAAACCAGUCACUCCUGCUUAUAAAGAUGCACAGCUAUGUUUUCUCUAGUGAAGAGCGUGCUUUAGGUGGAAAAGAUCAACUGUUGCUAUAAUUAAUGGUUAUUUUCAUUAUUUUAAUAUUGUUGUUGUUGUUGUUUUGGGAAAAGGAGUUCGUUCAGUAACUCUUCUGCUUUUAUUUCAAGUUAUUUACUUCAUCUCUAUUUUAUUUAGUAAAUUUUGAUGUUAUUGAAUAUUUUUAUUUGGAAUAUUAUUUAUUUUAUUUGUAUUUAUUGACUUAUUUUGGACAGGAUUUUUAAAAUUCUGUAACAUUUCUGCCUUUGAAGUUUUUAUUUCAAAUAUUUAAUUAUUUAUUUAUGUAUUUAUAAAUUUUAC
Molecule: messenger RNA, 6993 nt
Organism: Danio aesculapii
Lineage: Eukaryota; Metazoa; Chordata; Actinopteri; Cypriniformes; Danionidae
Gene: ncam2a
Exons: 18
Coding region: 59-2581 (840 amino acids)
Biological process (GO): cell adhesion
Cellular component (GO): membrane
Molecular function (GO): protein binding
Source: RefSeq, a predicted model, not a curated record